Molecule: messenger RNA, 2056 nt
Organism: Ruditapes philippinarum (Manila clam)
Lineage: Eukaryota; Metazoa; Mollusca; Bivalvia; Venerida; Veneridae
Exons: 2
Coding region: 1-1728 (575 amino acids)
Biological process (GO): DNA recombination; DNA integration
Molecular function (GO): DNA binding
Source: RefSeq, a predicted model, not a curated record
AUGUCCGACGAUUUGUUUGAUGAUGACUUGGACCUAUUAACCCUUACUCAGAAUGGGUAUUUUGAUGUUGUUGAACAAUCUAAUGAAUUGUUUGGCUUUGAUUUUGAGGAGGAGGUUUCCCAAACUGACCAAAUACAUACAGAUGCCAGUGAACUGAGUGUUGACAUAGCCAACUCCAUCCUGGAUUGUCAUCAGCAAGAAACAAUGAAUGACACUGGUAAUAUAAUAAAUAAUGUUAAUCCAGUAAUCACUGAAACUUUAAAUUGUACCACACAGAAUCCAGAAAAUAUUGUUGAUGAGCAAGAAAAUAAUAUAAACUGUGGCAAAUCAAAUGCAAACAAUCCAACCUUCCUCAACAUAACUGAUGAAGAAAAAGAAAACUUUGUUACAGGAAUGAAAAACAAAAACACUGUAAAAAAAACUGAAACAAGUCUCCGUCAGUUCCAACGUUGGCUUGCUGAGCCACCAAGAAAUGAGUUGAGGCAAAUCUGGAAUAUUAUACCAACUGAACUGGACAACUUCAUUGGUUCAUUCUUGCUGUCAAUACGCAAAGCUGAUGGAUCAGAAUAUGAGCCCGAUACACUCACCUCAUACCACAGAGGCAUUGACAGGUGCCUCAGGGAAAAUAAAUAUCCUCACAGCAUCAUAACUGACAAGGAAUUUGCAACAUCGCGACAAGUUUUAGCUUCAAAACGAAAGGAACUCAAAGGCAAGGGAAAGGGUAAUCGUCCAAAUGCUGCAGAGCCCCUGACAGUUAAUGAGAGACAAAUGUUGCGGGAAAAGGGACUGACAGGGACUGACUCUCCAAAAAAACUUUUGAAUUUAAUAUGGUUAAAUAAUACUGUUCUGUUUGGGCUUCGAGGGGGAAAUGAAAAUAGACAACUUAGGUGGGGGGAUAUUAAAAUUAAAACAAAUGAUCAUGGCAGGGAAUACAUUGAAUAUAAUGAAAGGUUAACAAAAACACGUACUGCUGAGAAAACAACUGAAGUACGCCAUUUUAGUCCAAAACAAUUUGCACAUGAUACUCUAGAAACUUGCCCUGUAUAUGCUUACAAAGUAUUUGCACAACACAGGCCAACAGAAAUGUGUCAGCCCGAGUCGCCAUUUUAUUUAGGUAUUAACUAUAAACGACUUCCGGGUUCAGAUAAAUGGUAUAAAUCUCAGCCUCUUGGUGAGCACACGCUCAAUACGUUAAUGAAAACCAUGGCUAUUGAGUGUGGUUUGCAAGGCAAAAAAACAAAUCACAGUGCAAGGAAAACUACUUGCACUGAUCUAUUACAUAGUGGAAUUGCACCAACUACAAUACAACAGUUAAGUGCCCAUAGAAAUGUUCAAAGUGUAAACAAUUAUGCCAAGGCAUCAUGUGAAAUGCAAGAACACAUGUCUGAUAUAUUGUCCCAUAACCCAAAUCCUCCCAAGCUUAAAAAUGCAAUUCAGAUGUGUCAAACUCAAAGUAAACAAUCACUCACCAAUUCCACUGGUCCGCCUCGUCAAAUUCUAGCACCUGUACAAUCACCAUUUAACGCAACUGUUUCAUCAAAUAUCCGUACAAUGUCGGGAAUUGAAUUAGUUUCAACCCAUACUGGUCAAAUUCUUCAGAAUGCAAGACUAAUGAAUUGUCCAAUAACAAUUAUUAACAAAUCCGUGAAAACUGAUGACAUUUCACCAAGUCCCAAACGCCGAAGAAGGAUUUGUCCGGUAAUUGAAUCUGACAGUGGCAGUGAAUAAUUCAUGUACACUAAGCGGAACAAUACAAAUCAAAAGUUGCAUUUCUAGCUUUUAAAAACUGUUAUCUUUUAAACGUUUGUUGAUAUUGUGACGGCGUAUUGUGACACGACAUGGAUCGGCCAUAUGUCUAUUUCCUAAAUAGAAAACUGUGUUGGAGGCGUGGCCUCUUUUGAAAAACUGAUAUAUUCAUCCGCCAUUCAUAAAUGUUAUUUCUCCAUAUCUAUGUUUCUGAUUGUGAAAUAAAUGAUAAAAGUUAUAAAAUUGAUUUCUUUUUGUUUUAAAAAUUUAUAGGUAUAUAAUAAAAGGAAAAUUAUGUUGUAGUAGCUUU